AUGCGUGAGAUCGUGACCGUUCAGCUAGGCCAGAAGAGUAACUAUCUGGCCACUCAUUUCUGGAACACACAGGAAUCCUACUUCACAUACUCUGAGAACGAGGAGCCGGUCGUCGAUCAUGAUGUCCAUUUCCGCCCCGGCCUCGGGGCUGAUGGCUCCGAGACCUUCACUCCACGAACGGUCAUCUACGAUCUGAAAGGUGGUUUUGGAACCAUGCGUAGAUUUAAUGCGCUCUAUGAUACCCAACAGCAGUCAGGCCAACCAGUACAAGGACUCUGGGAUGGGGAAAUAUCGACACAGCAAGAGCCGGCAAUUGAACCGGUCGACUAUCAAAGAAAACUUGAGCUCGGGCUCCCCACGCCGCAGGUUCAGGACUCCGAUGUGCGAUACUGGUCAGACUUCAAUAGAGUCUAUUAUCAUCCCAGGUCCAUUGUUCAAUUGCAUGAAUAUGAAUUGAAUUCACAGCUGAUGCCGUUCGAGGAUUGGCAAGCUGGCGGGGAUCUCUUCGAAAGUCUGACCAAGGAACAUGACCUGCUGGACCGCGACAUUCGACCCUUUUCGGAAGAGUGCGACCACAUGCAAGGCUUUCAAGUCUUCACCGGGGCCGACGAUGCCUGGGGAGGGUUCGCGGCCAAAUACAUUGAACACCUGCGCGAUGAGUACGGUAAGACCAGCAUUUGGGUGUGGGGAAUGGAGGAUGCUGGGCUAAGCAUCGAACAGGAAAAGCAGUUGGCGCGAGCCUGCAAUGCUGCCAGAUCACUUAGCACGAUUGGCCAGCAAGCAUCGGUGUAUGUGCGGCUGGCUGCUCCUCCCUCGUCGCUCCCUGGCUAUGUCCAUCUGCAGAGCCGCUCUGACUGGAUGACCACUGCACUACUUUGCGCCGGAAUGGAGUCCAGCACGCUUCCAACAAGGCUUACCGCAAGCGCACACAAACGAGGCUCCUUGACCUUGUUCGAGGAUGCUUUGAACACUAACGGCCAUCAGAAUCUGUUUGCACUGCAGGCAAGUGUGACCAGUGCAAUAAGCCAGGUCAACGAUCAUGGCAAUGGGACGUCCGCCAGUCGAGCGAACGGAGGAGCACCGGCGCGAGAAAACGAUUCCGCAGAGUCGCAGCCAGAGCCUUCAAUGUUCGAUAUCAAUUAUUCUCCUCGACUUAGUACGACAUCUGCCUCGAAAUUCUUGCAUAUGUUUUCCCAAGUGGAAUGCGAGCGUGAUCACCUUAAGUCAGAUCGUCGUCCAUUGACCCUUGACCCUGGAGAACGGCUACGCAGGAGGCUCAACGAAGAGAGCAUUGUUGAGAUGUAG
Capronia coronata CBS 617.96 is the source of this 1305-nucleotide messenger RNA. RefSeq lists its product as uncharacterized. Bases 1 to 1305 code for a protein of 434 amino acids. Lineage: Eukaryota; Fungi; Ascomycota; Eurotiomycetes; Chaetothyriales; Herpotrichiellaceae. Gene Ontology annotation, cellular component: cytoplasm. The transcript has 4 exons. Gene Ontology annotation, biological process: mitochondrion distribution. The record is from RefSeq and is a predicted model, not a curated record.